Messenger RNA from Vicia faba (fava bean), 954 nucleotides. NCBI's taxonomy places the organism in Eukaryota, Viridiplantae, Streptophyta, Magnoliopsida, Fabales, Fabaceae. The record is from the annotation of a GenBank genome assembly.
AUGAGAGGCUGUGCAGUAUCGUUAACCACCAACAACAUCAAUUCCAUUCCUUUUCUUCACAUUGAUCCUUCUCAACCUUCAUUUUUGUUCCCAUCUCAAUCUCUCACCAUUCACAACCCAACACUAAAACCAAUACCCUCAACUUCACUUUCCAUCCAUCAUCCAUUCUCUCCAACUUCAAUUCAUGCCCAACAACACCACAACCAACUUCAUGAUGAUAGUGUUGAAGAAGAAGAAAGCUUUCAAAUUCUAACCUCUGUGAAAACUGAUUACAAUGAUAUCAUGAUUGUCGAUACUCCUAACUCUAGAAUGCUUCUCCUUGAUUCUUCUCAUAAUGUUCAUAGCAUUCUUUACAAGGACCGGAAAUGGACGAAUUCAUACUGGGACGAGUUUGCCAGCUUGCCAGCCAUUGUUCCAAAAGGCCCUAUUGCUAUCUUAGGUUUGGGUGGUGGAACUGCUGCGCAUCUGAUGCUUGAACUGUGGCCUUCACUGCAACUUGAAGGAUGGGAGAUUGAUGACAUUUUGAUUGAUAAAGCUAGAGAUUACUUUGGUUUAUCUAAUCUGGAGAAGACAACAGAAGAUGGUGGCAUUCUAAACGUUCAUAUCGGCGAUGUCUUCGUUCCCUCAGAGGAUUUGCACAGAAGAUAUGCGGGAAUUGUAGUUGACUUGUUCUCUGAUGGAAAAGUUUUGCCUCAACUGCAAGAGGUUAGUACAUGGUUGGAGUUACGAGAUAGAUUGAUGGCCAAUGGUCGCUUUAUGGUGAACUGUGGCGGCAUUGAUGCGGAUUCAAGUGUCGCAUUUGGAACUAGUGAUCCAGAAAGUUUAUCAAAUGAUGAAGCAUGGUUAUUAAACACAGCAAUGAAAGCAUUAUCCAAAGCAUUUCCUGGACAAGUAAGUUGGAAGAGAAUGCCGAAGAAAACCGGAGUGAUGGACUGGAGACCUUGUGGAAUGUGA